Cutaneotrichosporon cavernicola is the source of this 1026-nucleotide messenger RNA. RefSeq lists its product as uncharacterized. The transcript has 3 exons. Gene Ontology annotation, cellular component: cytoplasm. Gene Ontology annotation, biological process: L-histidine biosynthetic process. The record is from RefSeq and is a predicted model, not a curated record. Bases 1 to 1026 code for a protein of 341 amino acids. NCBI's taxonomy places the organism in Eukaryota, Fungi, Basidiomycota, Tremellomycetes, Trichosporonales, Trichosporonaceae. Gene Ontology annotation, molecular function: histidinol-phosphatase activity.
AUGCCCCACUCACACCACUCGCAUUCCGGCCAGUUCUGCCGACACGCAAAGGACAGCCUCGCCGAGGUAGUGGCGACGGCAUCGAAGCGGGGAUUCAAGGUGUUUGGCCUGAGCGAGCAUGCGCCGCGGUAUCGCGAGGCCGAUCUGUUUCCCGAGGAGGCCGACCUGUCCCCGCAUGACCUGGAGGCGGCGUACACCGACUUCCUCAAUGAAGCCGAGGUACAGAGGGCGGCGCAUCCCGAGAUCAACCUCCUCAUCGGCGUCGAGUGCGACUCUAUCACUAACCUCGAUAUCGCGGGGCUCACCAGGCUCCUGAAGGACGAGCGGAUCGAAUACGUCGUCGGGAGCGUGCAUCACGUCCGUGGAGUUUCGAUUGAUUUCAAUCGUGUUACAUGGCUGCGUUCCCUCCGGGCCGCGCAGCGGGGCGUCGACGAGACGACAAUGGUUCGGAUUGGAAAUAAGGUCAUUCUCAGCCCGAUUGAUGACGACCCAAUUCUUGACGAAGAUUACAAUCCUAGUGAGGAGGACAUGCUCCCCUUCCUGGAGAGUUACCUCGAUGCCCAGAUGGCCAUGAUGGAGGCUCACCAGCCCGAGGUCGUCGGUCACUUUGACCUCUGUCUCCUCUUCGCCCCCGACAUUAGUCUCAAGGCUGUCUGGGAUCGGGUGCAGCGUAAUGUCGCCUAUGCUAUUUCCUAUGGCGCCUUGUUCGAGGCUAAUGCCGCCGCCCUUCGCAAGGGAUGGAAGACCAGUUAUCCCAGUCCCGACGUCCUCCAGCUCAUCCUCUCCCUCGGUGGACGGGUUUGUCUGUCGGACGACUCGCACGGGGUGGCCGCUGUCGGACUCAACUACCUCCCCAUGCGCGAGUAUCUCGUCGCCCAGGGCGUUAAGACUGUGUGGCAUCUCGUAAGGGCUGGACAGGCGCAGGAAGGCGACAAGAAGGUCGGGAAGCGCGGGCGUGUGCUAGCACGCCCUUGUGAGGGGUGGGAAGAGGACGCGUUCUGGGAGACGUUCAAGGCCACCAUGUAG